UGUGGCUAGUGCAUGCGCUGCAUUGCUGCUGGCUUGCUUGCUGCUAGAAUUGCAUACUUGCAUCCAUACAUGCGUGUUGGCAAGUUGCUGCUUAUCUGCUCGAAUUAUUAUGCCAAAGUCUGAAAUCAUCCAUUUGCGCAGAAGGCGCAGGAGCCAAGGAGUUGAAGUUUAGAAGCCCUAAACUGGCCUUUACACGGUACCUUGCGAUAUCCAGGAGAAGACGACGCGGAGCAGAAGGACGAAUAUGACAGGUGGCGAUGUGCGAUGCUGGAGUGGUUAGGUUGGAGAGGCGGCGCAGCUCGGAGCCAGUCACCCAAUUUUUACUCUUCAGCUCCACUCCAUGAGAUAGAGUGCCGCCACUAUCUGAUUCCUCCACCCGAAGCUGCCCUGAUUUCCUUCCUCUGAGCUGUGCCGCCUCAAUGACCUUGCCACUCCAGCGCCGUGCUUUGCCACCUGCCGUCUUUGUUCUUCUAAUUCGUGUUGUCUUCUCCUGGAUCUCUCAAGGUACUGUGUAGAGGGCAGGCGUGCUUCUAAACUCCCAACUCCUUGGCUCUUGCUGCCUUCUGCACAAAUGGAUUGUUUCGACCUUAAUCUGAUGUGUAUUUAGUUGAUGAUCAGCUUGAAUCCGGGAACAAAGAAGGUCCAUGGCAUGUGCUGCUUACAGUAUCAGGGGCCAUCUCAAGCUCGCCAGCGGGCAUGGCCUGUAUGCCCUGGCCAAUGAUCGCCUGUCCAGCAGCUUGAAACCUUCGGUAUCUUAUCCUUCUUCUCGGCAGUGGAGUAAUAUCUCUAGCAAUGCAGCACAACACACCGCCCGCCAUUCUCACUUGAUUGUCGGCAAUUCAGAAAGAUGGCGCUCAAGCUUGAAAGCUUCACUGGAGGAUGGUACUAUUGUUGCUGAAGGGAGGAUAACUGUAUUGGUCAUUGGUGGUGGAGGAAGGGAGCAUGCACUUUGUUUUGCUUUGAACCGUUCACCUUCUUGUGAGGCAGUUUUAUGCACCCCUGGUAAUGUUGGUAUUGCUCAAUCUGGAGAUGCGGUCUGUAUCUCGGACUUAGACAUCUCCAAUAGUGAUGCUGUUAUAUCUUUCUGCCACAAGAGGGGAGUGGGAAUGGUGGUAAUAGGUCCUGAAGGUCCUCUUGUUGCGGGCCUUACGAAUGACCUUGUUAAAGCUGGGAUACCAACCUUUGGUCCUUCAUCGGAGGCUGCAGCUUUGGAGGGAUCAAAGGACUUUAUGAAGAAGCUGUGUGAUAAGUAUAAUAUCCCAACUGCUCAGUAUCACACAUUCACGGAUCCCGCGAAAGCUAAACAAUAUGUCCAGGAUCAAGGGGCCCCUAUUGUUGUUAAAGCCGAUGGAUUGGCUGCUGGAAAAGGCGUCGUUGUUGCUAUGACUUUGGAUGAGGCAUUUGAAGCAAUAGACUCUAUGCUGGUUGAAGAGUCAUUUGGUCCUGCUGGUUCACGGAUCAUUAUUGAGGAGUACCUAGAGGGUGAAGAAGCCUCAUUCUUUGCACUAGUAGAUGGUGAAAAGGCGUUGCCACUUGAAUCAGCACAGGAUCACAAAAGAGUUGGUGAUGGUGAUGUUGGCCCAAACACAGGUGGUAUGGGUGCAUACUCCCCUGCUCCAAUAGUGACGGAAGAACUUAAGCACACAAUUAUGGAAACCAUAAUUAUUCCAACUGUUAAAGGUAUGGCUGCUGAAGGAUGCAAGUUUGUUGGUGUAUUAUAUGCUGGGCUUAUGAUAGAAAAAAAAUCUGGUCUGCCUAAGCUUAUUGAAUACAAUGUGCGAUUUGGGGAUCCUGAAUGCCAGGUUCUGAUGAUGAGAUUAGAAUCCGAUCUUGCACAGGUUCUGCUAUCUGCAUGCAAAGGGGAACUUGGCAAGGUUUCGCUAACCUGGUCACCCGAAAUCGCAAUGGUAGUUGUGAUGGCAAGUGAAGGAUACCCUGGCUCUUAUAAGAAGGGAACUGUAAUAAAAAAUAUCGACAGGGCCGAGCAGGUUUCUCCAGCUGUUAAGAUAUUCCAUGCUGGAACAGCUUUGGAUGGAGAUGGGAACCUUGUAGCUGUUGGAGGCCGAGUUCUUGGUGUCACUGCAAAGGGCAAGGACAUUGAAGAAGCGAGGGCAAGGGCAUAUGACGCAGUUGAUGUUGUUGACUGGCCAGAAGGAUUCUUCAGGCGGGAUAUCGGUUGGAGGGCACUGAAACAAGAGCAGCCGGCUAACUACUGAUGAGGUUCCCUAAAAACUAUGGUGAGCAUCUAGUGUCAAGUGAAAUGAAGAUUAACUCCUGGAACAUUACCAUGAUUUAUGGUGGUCUUUUUUUUUUUUUGACAAUAUGAUUUAUGGUCGUCUUGUAUUGUUUCACAUGGCAACAUGCUAGGUGCAGUUGCCUCUUCUUUUUUU
This is a messenger RNA of Lolium rigidum, 2390 nucleotides long. Its product is annotated as phosphoribosylamine--glycine ligase-like. Gene Ontology annotation, biological process: purine nucleobase biosynthetic process. The record is from RefSeq and is a predicted model, not a curated record. The coding region runs from base 645 to 2216 and encodes 523 amino acids. Gene Ontology annotation, molecular function: metal ion binding; phosphoribosylamine-glycine ligase activity; ATP binding. Lineage: Eukaryota; Viridiplantae; Streptophyta; Magnoliopsida; Poales; Poaceae. The transcript has 4 exons.